Messenger RNA from Camellia sinensis, 2842 nucleotides. It is a transcript of the gene BPA1, whose product is annotated as binding partner of acd11 1. The record is from RefSeq and is a predicted model, not a curated record. Gene Ontology annotation, molecular function: RNA binding. Lineage: Eukaryota; Viridiplantae; Streptophyta; Magnoliopsida; Ericales; Theaceae.
AAAGCUGACACGACACGACACAACCCUCACCGCCUCACUGAUCACGCACCCUGCUUUCCUUCCUCCGUCCCUCGCCAACCUCAAAUCUUUGAUAUUUCUUCCCCAAAACCAAAACCAAAUUACUUUUUAUAUCUCUCGCAAUCCUCUCUAACCUUUACCCCUUAUUUUCUCUCUGUCUCUCUCUCUCUCUCAUAUUCCUGCGCUUUGCCACCGCUUCAAUUCCUAAUUUGUUUCAAUGUCGGUAAGAACUGUGAAAGUCAGCAACGUCUCCUUAGGUGCAACUGACCAGGACAUAAAGGAAUUCUUUUCAUUUUCUGGUGAAAUUGAAUAUGUGGAAAUGCACAGUGAGAAUGAGCGGUCUCAGAUUGCUUAUGUUACCUUUAAGGAUCCUCAGGGCGCAGAGACUGCGGUUCUUCUAUCGGGAUCAACAAUAGUUGACCAGUCCAUUGCCAUAGCUCUUGCACCAGAUUACAAGUUGCCACCCACUGCUUCAGUAACACCUAUUUCCACAGAGAACAAAAGUGCCGGUGCUGCCGGGUCUGCUGUCCAAAAGGCAGAGGAUGUUGUCAGCAGCAUGUUGGCCAAGGGCUUCAUAUUGGGCAAAGAUGCGGUCAACCAAGCCAAGGCUUUUGAUAAGAAGCACCAGUUCACUUCCACUGCCACGGCCAAAGUUGCUUCCCUGGACCAGAAGAUCGGUCUUAGUGAGAAGAUCGGCGUGGGCACCACUAUAGUGAACGACAAAGUGAAGGAAAUGGACGAGAAGUUCCAAGUUUCUGAAAAGACCAAGUCUGCCUUUGCAGCUGCUGAGCAGAAAGUUAGUACUGCUGGAUCUGCGAUCAUGAAGAACCGCUAUAUUUUGACGGGGACUUCGUGGGUUACGGGUGCUUUCAAUAGGGCUGUAAAGGCCGCAGGAGAUGUGGGACAGAAGACUAAGGAAAAAGUGGCGGAGGAAGAACAGGGAAGAAAUCCAGCAGAGGAGGGUCAUUCUCAGCUUAAUAAUCCAGCAGAGCAGGGAAGAAAUCCAGCAGAUGUGGGUCAGAAGACUAAGGAAAAAGUGGCGGAGGAAGAACAGGGAAGAAAUCCAGCAGAGGAGGGUCAUUCUCAGCUUAAUAAUCCAGCAGAGCAGGGAAGAAAUCCAGCAGAUGUGGGUCAGAAGACUAAGGAAAAAGUGGCGGAGGAAGAACAGGGAAGAAAUCCAGCAGAGGAGGGUCAUUCUCAGCUUAAUAAUCCAGCAGAGCAGGGAAGAAAUCCAGCAGAUGUGGGUCAGAAGACUAAGGAAAAAGUGGCGGAGGAAGAACAGGGAAGAAAUCCAGCAGAGGAGGGUCAUUCUCAGCUUAAUAAUCCAGCAGAGCAGGGAAGAAAUCCAGCAGAUGUGGGUCAGAAGACUAAGGAAAAAGUGGCGGAGGAAGAACAGGGAAGAAAUCCAGCAGAGGAGGGUCAUUCUCAGCUUAAUAAUCCAGCAGAGCAGGGAAGAAAUCCAGCAGAUGUGGGUCAGAAGACUAAGGAAAAAGUGGCGGAGGAAGAACAGGGAAGAAAUCCAGCAGAGGAGGGUCAUUCUCAGCUUAAUAAUCCAGCAGAGCAGGGAAGAAAUCCAGCAGAUGUGGGUCAGAAGACUAAGGAAAAAGUGGCGGAGGAAGAACAGGGAAGAAAUCCAGCAGAGGAGGGUCAUUCUCAGCUUAAUAAUCCAGCAGAGCAGGGAAGAAAUCCAGCAGAUGUGGGUCAGAAGACUAAGGAAAAAGUGGCGGAGGAAGAACAGGGAAGAAAUCCAGCAGAGGAGGGUCAUUCUCAGCUUAAUAAUCCAGCAGAGCAGGGAAGAAAUCCAGCAGAUGUGGGUCAGAAGACUAAGGAAAAAGUGGCGGAGGAAGAACAGGGAAGAAAUCCAGCAGAGGAGGGUCAUUCUCAGCUUAAUAAUCCAGCAGAGCAGGGAAGAAAUCCAGCAGAUGUGGGUCAGAAGACUAAGGAAAAAGUGGCGGAGGAAGAACAGGGAAGAAAUCCAGCAGAGGAGGGUCAUUCUCAGCUUAAUAAUCCAGCAGAGCAGGGAAGAAAUCCAGCAGAUGUGGGUCAGAAGACUAAGGAAAAAGUGGCGGAGGAAGAACAGGGAAGAAAUCCAGCAGAGGAGGGUCAUUCUCAGCUUAAUAAUCCAGCAGAGCAGGGAAGAAAUCCAGCAGAUGUGGGUCAGAAGACUAAGGAAAAAGUGGCGGAGGAAGAACAGGGAAGAAAUCCAGCAGAGGAGGGUCAUUCUCAGCUUAAUAAUCCAGCAGAGCAGGGAAGAAAUCCAGCAGAUGUGGGUCAGAAGACUAAGGAAAAAGUGGCGGAGGAAGAACAGGGAAGAAAUCCAGCAGAGGAGGGUCAUUCUCAGCUUAAUAAUCCAGCAGAGCAGGGAAGAAAUCCAGCAGAUGUGGGUCAGAAGACUAAGGAAAAAGUGGCGGAGGAAGAACAGGGAAGAAAUCCAGCAGAGGAGGGUCAUUCUCAGCUUAAUAAUCCAGCAGAGCAGGGAAGAAAUCCAGCAGAUGUGGGUCAGAAGACUAAGGAAAAAGUGGCGGAGGAAGAACAGGGAAGAAAUCCAGCAGAGGAGGGUCAUUCUCAGCUUAAUAAUCCAGCAGAGCAGGGAAGAAAUCCAGCAGAUGUGGGUCAGAAGACUAAGGAAAAAGUGGCGGAGGAAGAACAGGGAAGAAAUCCAGCAGAGGAGGGUCAUUCUCAGCUUAAUAAUCCAGCAGAGCAGGGAAGAAAUCCAGCAGAUGUGGGUCAGAAGACUAAGGAAAAAGUGGCGGAGGAAGAACAGGGAAGAAAUCCAGCAGAGGAGGGUCAUUCUCAGCUUAAUAAUCCGAUCCAGAAUUCAUAA